UGCAGAGAGGGAGUGACUGUUUUCUCAGAGAGAGAGAGAGAGAAGUUGCACUGUUGUUUUAGAGAGAGAGGCAAAGGUUGCACAUUUAUGAGAGAGAGAGAGAGAGAGAGAGGAGGGGGGCGGCCGCAUUUGAAGCAAAUGUAAAUCAGGUAAGAGAUAGAGGUGAUGCGUUAGAGAGAGAGAGAGUAUUUGAAGUUACAGAGGGAGAUAGGUGCUUUUAGAGGGAGAGUGUGUGUUUGAAGUUUCAGAGGGAGAGAGGGGGGUUUUCAGCUUGGUUUUCCGAGAGAUUUUAGUAGAGAGAGAGAGAGAGGUUUUUUAGCUUAGUUCAUCGGUCGUGGCAUUUUCUAUAUGUGGCCCCCUAUUUUAAAUGCACAUUGUUGAACUGCAUCUACUCUCUCACUUCACAACUUUCAGCCAUCAAAACCAGAAAUCUCUCCACCUCAUCUUCCUUUUAACCUUUUCCCUUUUACUUCACUAAUUCCUUUACCACUGCUCAAUAUUUUCCAGAGCUCUUUCCAUCCAAGAUUCGUCCAUUAAUGUUCAAAGAACUGACAGUUUCUCUCUGCAAAUGAUGAGUUUUAAUGGAAGUUUUCUGGGACUUUAAAUGGUACUCCUCCGUAAUGGCUCAGCCCUGGUAACUUAUCUUGUAAAGUAAAUGAAACCUCUCAUAAAGAUUUCCAUCUCCAAAAGAGGAUGGAGAUUCUGAUGAAGAAAAGGACCUCUCCUCAAGGAUUCAAUUUCAGAAAUGAUCGGUGGUGUUUGUUGAAGUGGUUUUAAUGCCUGCUCAAAAAUGGACCUUUUGGUGAAGUAUUAUACCGAGGUAAAAGCGAGUUCUUCGAUGGUUUGUUUGUUCUCUAUAAAUAGGAGCACCAGUCUAUUUAAGUGAUGAGAAGUUUUGGUGACUGAUCAUCGUCAUUUAGGGAAAAUAAGAGCUGGAAGAGCCAUGAUUCUGUGUAAAAUAAUGGAGUUUACUGGUCUUAUGUCAUUAGGGAAUACAGAGCAGAGUUCCCCAAAAGCUUGAAUCUCUGAAAGCAUUUAGGAAGAAUGCCAUCUCUCUCGAAGCUGUAAAGAUUCAUUCAUGGAGCUUCUCAUGGCAAAGAGGUCUUUGAAUCUUUGAAUGUUAUGUUAUUCCUUCGUCCAAAUUUGUUAAGUUUCAUGUCAUGGCAAAUGGCAGGUUUCUAGAUUAUUGAAACUUCAAUCUCAGUCGUUGAUGAGGUCUCCCCUGCUAAGGUGCUGAAAGGAGCCAUGAAUGGGGAUCUUAGUUUGAGAAGUGAAUGCCUUUGCCUAUGAAUCAUCUUUCUCAAAGCUGAAACUUGCUAUUGCAAACAAAACUUCUAAGACCUAUUCAUAUCAUUUGAUGAAAAUGAGGAAUUUUACUUGAGAUCGGGUAUCUGCAACUAUUGGAGCUUAUGGGGGUGCUUAAGUCCUCACUCAGGGAAAGCUUGCAGCAUCACGAGUCUGGGCUUCCAAAUCACUUUCAGGUCACCAAUUUUGCUUGGUUUCAUGGUUUUUACUUACCUUGAAAGCCAUUCUUUCUGAUGCUCAUAGCUUGCCUGCUGGCACUCAGUAAAGUUAAAUAUUGAACUGUUUUGGAAAUCAUUUUUGAGCUUUAGAACAAGUUGUUUCCUGCAUUUUCUGCAUUUUUCGAGUAAAAAGCAGUCAAAACUUAGAGUGAGGUAAAUGUUUCAAGGAUUUGAAGCUCUAUCGAGCCGAGGUAAAAGUACGGGCUUCGAGAAGCUUGAAAAGAUGUAUAUGGCACCAUCAUUCAAAGUAGAACUGAAGCUUCUACUCCCUUUGUAUCUUUUCUUUCUGACUGUUGUGGCUCAACCACCUUCACAAGAAGUACAAACUCUUCUCAAGUUCAAGAAGCAGAUAAAGACAGAUCCAUCUGGCACCAUAUUAAAUUCAUGGAAAGAAGAAUCUGUGAAUGGAUGUCCUUCUACAUGGUAUGGCAUUGUUUGUAACAACAAAGGAAUCUCAAGUGUCAUCCUCAAUAACUUGAAUAUCACUGCAAACAUUGAUCUAGGUAUAUUUGCCAAUCUUACUUUCCUUAUUAAACUCUCUUUGGCAAAUAACUCCAUCAAAGGCCAGGUCUCUCAAAGCAUCAGUGGAUUCAAAAACCUUCAGUAUUUAGACAUAUCGAACAACAUCUUCUCAGGGAACAUACCUCCAGAUAUUGGUUUGCUUCAAAGCUUGCAUAACCUAUCUUUAGCUGGUAACAACUUCUCAGGCUCUAUCCCAGAAUCGAUAAGUGGGUUGACUUCAGUUCAGUCUAUUGACUUAAGCCAAAAUUCUCUGACAGGUGCCAUACCAAAAGGUAUAACACGCCUGAAGAACUUGGUUUUUCUUAAUUUAUCUUGUAAUGGAUUUAUUGAGAGUAUUCCCUCUGGGUUUGGUCUGCUUACUCGCCUUGCAUUACUGGAUUUGCAUCAGAAUCUACUCAGUGGGGAAAUAGAUAGUGAGAUUUUAGGUACUCCUGGUAUUGUUUACUUGGAUUUAAGUGAUAAUCUAUUAUUAGCUUCCGCUUCUCAGAAGAUGCCAUUGCUAUUUGAUUUAUCCGAGACACUUCAUCACUUGAAUCUCAGUCACAAUCAACUGACGGGUUCUCUAAUUCAUGGCGACAGUUUGAUAAUGUUAGAGAGUCUUAAGGUGCUGGAUCUUAGUCACAAUGGGCUAUCUGGGGAGCUCCCUGGUUUCCAAUUUAUUUACUCGUUGGAGGUUUUGCGCCUGAGUAACAAUGGGUUCUCUGGGUUUAUACCAAAUGGACUUCUGAAAGGGGAUUCUCUGGUCUUACAGGAACUGGAUCUCAGUGCCAACAAUCUUUCAGGUCAUAUUGGAUUGAUCUCAUCAACUACCUUGAAGUUUCUAAACCUAUCUUCCAACUCCCUAUCAGGGGAACUUCCCUCACUAAUAGGAAGCUGUGCUGUGCUGGACUUGUCAGGAAACCAGUUUUCUGGAGAUUUGUCAUCUCUAGCUGGAAAAUGGGGUAAUUCCCUUGAGUUCCUUGACCUAAGCCGAAAUCAAUAUACAGGCUCCCUUCCUUUGGUAACCUCACAGUUUAUACGCCUGAAUUAUCUCAACCUCUCCAUGAACUCUCUCAUGGGUCCUCUCCCUCUGGUACUCACUCAAUACCCCAAGCUUCAAAUCCUUGAUCUCAGCUCUAACCAGUUCAAUGGCCCUCUCUUAACCCAACUUCUAUCAUCUUCAACUCUUCAAGAACUUCAUUUGCAGAGGAAUAUUUUCUCUGGAAACCUCAUAUUCCCAACUUCUCCUUCAAACUCUUCCCUUCUUCAAGUCCUUGACAUUUCGGAAAACAAACUCAACGGCUCCCUCCCUACUGGAAUUGGUCUCUUUACUGGCCUGAAAAUGCUUGACAUUGCUGGAAACCAUUUAUUUGGGCCUUUGCCACCUUCCAUUAUCAAACUCACCUCUCUCACCUCUCUUGACAUAUCGAAGAACCAAUUCACAGGCACCUUACCUGAUUCUUUACCUGAUUCUCUCCAAUCUUUUAAUGCUUCCUAUAAUGAUCUUUCGGGAACCAUCCCCAAGAACUUGCAGAGGUUUCCAGAAUCUUCUUUUCGCCCUGGAAACUCCAAACUUCAGCUUCCGAAAGCCCCACCGGGCCCCCAAGCUCCUUCCACCACACAACAACCUCAUCGAAAACCCAUCAAAACGGCAAUAAAAGCAGCUGUGAUUGCUAUUUGUAUAGUCACAGUCUUAGUUUUGAUUAUACUGGCAAUAUUGAUACAUUAUAGGAGGAUCUUAUCUGCAAAAUCUCGGCAAGAAAAUUCGGGUAAAGGCCUUAGGAGGCGUCCAGCUUCCGGCCAAGGUACUGGACUUGUUGUAUCAGCUGACGAGCUUAUAGGAGCAAGGAAGGGUUCUUCAUCAUCUGGGAUCAUUAUGAGCCCUGAAAAGAAACCGGUUGGAUUUUCGCCGGAGAAGAGCAGUCAACUCUCAUGGUCACCUGAAUCCGGCGAGUCAAUGACUGAAAGUCCAGCAAGACUUAAGGUUUAUUCGCCAGAAAGAUUAGCAGGAGAGCUCCAUUUUGUUGAUGAAACAUUGAAUUUGACACCUGAAGAACUUUCAAGGGCUCCAGCUGAGGUGCUUGGGAGGAGUACCCAUGGAACUUCUUAUAGAGCCGGUUUAGAGGGUGGUGGUUAUUUAACUGUGAAGUGGCUGAGAGAAGGGGUAGCCAAGCAUAGGAAGGAGUUUGCGAAGGAGGCAAAGAAGUUUGGUAAUAUCAGACACCCCAAUGUGGUGCCAUUGAGAGGGUAUUAUUGGGGACCAAGCCAGCAUGAGAAGCUUAUUUUAUCCGAGUAUAUCUCGCCAGGAAGUCUUGCAAGCUUUCUCUAUGAUGGUCCUGGCCGGAAAACCCCACCAUUGACGUGGGCCCAGCGACUGAAGAUUGCGGUUGACGUUGCCCGCGGCCUCAAUUACCUUCACUUCGAUCGUGAAGUGCCCCAUGGAAACCUCAAAGCCACCAACAUUCUCCUUGAUGGCCCCGACCUGACCGCUCGUGUCGCUGAUUACUGCCUUCAUCGCCUCAUGACACAGGCUGGCACUACUGAACAGGUGGUUGAUGCCGGAAUGCUUGGUUACCGAGCUCCAGAGCUUACCUCAACGAAAAAACCUGCACCCUCUUUUAAGUCAGAUGUUUAUGCAUUUGGGGUGAUAUUGCUGGAGCUCCUUACUGGGAAAUGCGCAGGAGAUGUGGUCUCUGGUGAGAGAGCAGGAUCUAGUGAGAGAGGGGAAGCAGUCUCUAGUGAGAGAAGAGUGGAUUUGACAGAAUGGGUGCGGGCUCAGUUGGCUGAGGGGCAAGAGGUGGAGUGCUUUGAUUCAGUGAUGUUAGAGGAGGAGGGGAACAUUGCAACUGCUAAAGGGAUGAGAGAGAUGCUUAAAAUUGCUUUGAGGUGUGUGAGGCUGGUUUCAGAGAGACCGGGGAUCAAAUCGGUGUACGAGGAUUUGUCGUCGAUAUGAAAGAGUGACACAACAGCUGCUUUGUAACUCUUAGCUGAAAUUCAAAGUCCUUGUUGAGUUAUUUAUCACAGAAGAAAACUUCCAUUCCAUGCAUCUA
Molecule: messenger RNA, 5074 nt
Organism: Amborella trichopoda
Lineage: Eukaryota; Viridiplantae; Streptophyta; Magnoliopsida; Amborellales; Amborellaceae
Gene: GHR1
Product: Leucine-rich receptor-like protein kinase family protein
Biological process (GO): protein phosphorylation
Molecular function (GO): protein binding; protein kinase activity; ATP binding
Source: RefSeq, a predicted model, not a curated record